Phycodurus eques (leafy seadragon) is the source of this 3152-nucleotide messenger RNA. Its product is annotated as guanine nucleotide exchange factor VAV3-like. Gene Ontology annotation, cellular component: cytoplasm; plasma membrane. The transcript is spliced from 26 exons. Bases 82 to 2724 code for a protein of 880 amino acids. Gene Ontology annotation, molecular function: guanyl-nucleotide exchange factor activity; protein binding. The record is from RefSeq and is a predicted model, not a curated record. Lineage: Eukaryota; Metazoa; Chordata; Actinopteri; Syngnathiformes; Syngnathidae. Gene Ontology annotation, biological process: regulation of GTPase activity; intracellular signal transduction; cell migration.
GCUGUCGUCAUGCGCCGCUUUUCUUUCUGCGUGUAAACUUUGUCUCUUUCUCCCCCCCCCCCCCCCCAACCUCCGUGCGUCAUGGAGUACUGGAGGCAGUGCACCGCGUGGCUCAUCGGCUGCAAGGUGCUGCCGGUCAACCAUCGCGUCACGGCGGACACGGCGCAAGUGUUCGACCUGGCGCAGACGCUGCGCGACGGCGUGCUGCUUUGCCAGCUGCUCAACAACCUCAGGCCGCGCAGUUUCGACCUGAAACACAUCAACCUCCGGCCGCAGAUGUCCCAGUUCCUGUGUUUGAAGAACAUACGCACCUUCCUGACGUGCUGCUGCGACGUGUUCGGCAUGAAGAAAAGCGACCUGUUCGACGCCUUUGACCUGUUUGACGUGCGCGACUUCGGAAAGGUGAUGGACACUCUAUCCAAGCUCUCGUACACAGCAAUAGCACAGCAAGGAGGAUUCAAGCCUUUCCCCACAGAGGAGAGUCUAAAGGACGAGGAUAUUUACAAUCACCUGGAAGACCUGAUUGAUGAAAAUGCUUUGGAGAAUGAGGAGGAUUUGUAUGCAGCGCUGUACAGCCUAGAAGAAGACUAUGUAGGCGGAGAGAUUUACGAAGACCUCAUGAGGACCGAGCAGCAGGUACGCACACACACAAUGACUAUACUGUAUCACUGUAUUAGAAGCUUGCUGAAAGUACUUUUUAUCCCUUCGUUAAGAUUCACAGCGAGACACGUUUAUUUCCAGAAGCAGGUCGAGAUGUCAGAUGUUCGCAGCUGCUGCCUCUCCGAGAUCAAGCAGACGGAGGAGAAGUACACGGAGACGCUGGAAUCCAUCGAGAAGUAUUUCCUCAACCCGCUCAAGAAGUUAUUCUCCGUGGCCGAAAUCGACCAAGUGUUUGUCAACAUCCCAGACUUGGUGAGGGUUCACAAGAGCCUAAUGGCGGACAUUCAGGAUUCCAUCCUCAACAAGAACGCUUUAAAUCUCUACCAGAUCUUCAUCAACUACAAAGAGAGACUUCUCAUCUACGGUGUCUACUGCAGCCGAGUGGAGAUUGCCAUCGCCGUGCUGGACCUCAUCUGCAAGGAGAAGGAGGACGUCCGACUCAAGCUGGAGGAGUGUUCCAAGAGGGCCAACAACGGCAAGUUUACCCUGCGGGACCUGCUGGUGGUCCCCAUGCAGAGGGUCCUCAAGUACCACCUUCUGCUCCAGGAGCUGGUGAAACACACUCACGACACCACGGACAACAGCAACCUGAAGGUGGCGCUGGAAGCCAUGAAAGACCUGGCUCAGUUUGUCAACGAGGUGAAGAGAGACAACGAGACUCUACGCGAGAUGGACCAGUACCAGCGCUCCAUCGAGAACCUGAAUCAGCCUCUAAUGCGCUACGGUCGCCCGCGAGGAGACGGAGAGGUUCGCAUGGUGUCCAACUUUGACCGCAGGAAACUGGACAGACACCUGUUCCUGUUCGACGUGGCCGCCGUGGUGUGCAAGCGACGCGGCGACAAUUACGAGAUGAAGGACGUGCUCGACCUCAACGUCUUCAAGAUCACCGACAACCCCGUGUCGGACAAAGAGGGCAAGAAGUGGUGUUACGGCUUCUACGUGACACACCAGCAGGGUCACAUGGGCUUUGAACUCUUCUUCAAGACCAAAGAGCUGAAGAAGAAAUGGCUGGAUCAGUUUGAAAUGGCUGUAUCUAACAUCCGACCGGAGUUGGCCAAGCACAACGGUCACCAGUUCAAGAUGCACACCUUUGACAGAAUCUCCUCCUGCAGCUUCUGUCACCUGCUGCUCAGGGGCGUCUUCAACCAGGGCUACAUCUGUUUCAAAUGUGCGCUGGCUGUCCACAAGGAGUGCCUGGGUCAGCUGGGACUCUGCAGGAGGAUGGAGUCAUCCAAGCAUCGCUCCAAGGUCACGCUGAUCCCAUCUUCCAUGUCUCCUCAGGAAGGCGCAACACCUUCAGACCCAGGUCUUCCCAGGAUGCUGGUGAUCCGAGACUACGACGGCGCCCCCUGCCCGCCGUGCGGACUCCCGCUGUGUGCCCGCGUGGGCGACGUGAUCGAGCUGAUGUUCGCCAACCUGCACAGCUCCUGGUGGCAGGGCAGAAUCCCGGCGAGCGGCAAGAUUGGCUUCUUUCCCAGUGACGCCGUGAGGCCUUACCCCUGCCUACCCAAGCCUGUCGAUUACUCCGCACAACUCUGGUUCGCAGGGCCCAUGGAGAGGUGCCAGGCUGAGGAGGAGCUCCAAGACCGCGGGAACAGCACCUAUCUGGUUCGGCAUCGGAGGAAAGAGUGCACAGAGUACGCCAUUAGUAUAAAGUUCAGCGACAGAGUCAAGCACAUUAAGAUUCUGACCAAGGACGGCUGCUUUUACAUCGCCGAGAGUCGACUCUUCAAAACUCUGCUGGACCUGGUGGAGUAUUACAAGCAGCACUCUUUAAAAGAAGGCUUCAGCAGCCUCGACACCAAUCUGCGCGUCCCUUACCGGGAAUGCUCCGACGGAAACUCGCCUUGGGCUAUUAGCAAGACUGGCAGCGUGUUUUCGCCAAAGGCGGUGGCCGUGGCCGUUGCUCGCUACGACUUCAGCGCCAGAGAUUCUUGGGAGCUGUCUCUACUGCAAGGAGACGUGGUCAACAUCUACACCAAGACGUCCAACGGCUGGUGGAAGGGGGAGGUGGCGGGCAAGGUGGGUUGGUUUCCUUCCACCUACGUAGAAGAGGUGGACUGACUCAGCCGGGUGACGGAUGUCCCGUCCAUGUGACCCUGACGCUGUGUCACACCCCCGGCACGCCACAUCUCUUUGAUGGUGCUGGGAAAAAUUAAACAGGAAGGGUCCGCACCCUCUCAAACCUUCUCCUGCCUAACCCCCGCUGACAGGACUCUUAUGCAAAGCACAUGUCAAGUCACAGAUUCGCAUCUAGACCCCUCCCUUCGCUCACAUACCCCCACACUUGUUCAGUCCCCUUCCUUCCCCGACUCACCUUGUCUUAUUAUUGAUGACUCGGUUGGCUGGUGUGAAAGUUGCCUUGGCUGUCGUCAUGUUGCGUUAGCGGGGAAGGCUCAGUCAGCCGGCUGGAAGGCUGGCACGCGCCACCAGGCUGAAGCUGGAACUCACUUGUGGUCACAAGUCAUGUAAAUAAACGAUUAUUUAAUUGA